This is a messenger RNA of Gymnogyps californianus (California condor), 15265 nucleotides long. RefSeq names its product dynein axonemal heavy chain 10 (gene DNAH10). The record is from RefSeq and is a predicted model, not a curated record. Gene Ontology annotation, cellular component: dynein complex. Gene Ontology annotation, molecular function: ATP hydrolysis activity; minus-end-directed microtubule motor activity; dynein intermediate chain binding. Gene Ontology annotation, biological process: microtubule-based movement. Lineage: Eukaryota; Metazoa; Chordata; Aves; Accipitriformes; Cathartidae.
AUGAGCCUGGACGAUGUGCGGCUGCAGUGGCUGCGGGACCGAGUGCUCGCCGUCCUGGGGCUGACCGAUCCGGCGCCUGUCGAGGAGCUGCUGAACCGCGGCGACGGCGAGGAGGCACGGACUGUGCUGCGCUUUUUCGACCGUGGCACCGAGACCAGGGACAAUGAGAGUGAGGCAGGCACGGCGCUGCUGCUGCUGCGGGCCCAGCGGCGCGGCGAGGAGGCAGUGGGUGAGGCCCCCCAUACAGGUGACACAGAUGAGUUUGCAGAUGAGCAGCAGGAGGAAGGCCUAGAUAACCUGUUUCCUGAGCAGUUGACUGAAGCAGCCUCCUCUGUGCCAUUGGAAGGAAGGAUGACUCAGAAAAGUAAGAGAUUGCCUCUGCUAUCUACAGACAAUGAAAGUGUGUCAGGUCAUGUAUCAACUCUCUCUAGUGGGUCUGAAUUGAGUAAACUGGAACAAAGAUUUACAACUGACACUAUGGAACACACACCGCAGCUACAAGAACGGAGAGUUGACAAAGUGUGUUUCUACGUGGCUCUUGAUGAAAUUCCUGAAGAAUUUGUGUCAGAUUUUACUGUAUAUUUUCUGAGAGACACUGAAGAAAGAGUUACUGAGCCUAAUGACCUGACUGAAGCUAAUGAGGUUCUUCCUAAAGUGAUAAAGUUUGGUGUACUGACUGAUGAUACUCUAUUGAUGCUAAAGAAUGCCAUCUCACAGGUGUUUUCACCAGCUCUCUCCUAUAGUCAGCAGCAGACUCAGGAAACUUCCUUUCAUCCGGAUAGUGAAAACACAGAUUCUGAAAAAAGGAAUUUACCCGAGACUGAGCUUGCAGAAGAGAAAGAACAGCCUGUGGAACACUGUAAUAUUCAGAUGAGGAAUGAGAUUCAAAUGAACAGGCAAAAAUUCUUAAGUGUUACUCAGCAGACUAUACAACAAAAUGAAGGAGAUAUUAAACUGGAGAUGCCAACUAUAAAUCUAGAUGGAGAAGUGACUGUUCUUGCCACAGUUCCAGAAGUGAUUGAAGCUCUGGAAAGUUGUGCAAUGACCUGGCAGAAAUUAAUAUCCACAGCUCUAGAGGAACAACUGAAAAAGGUUCCACAGGGUAAUGGUCCACUUGCAGAAGUUGACCUCUGGCGUGAAAGAAAUGAUACUUUAAGUGCUCUUACUGAACAGACAAAACUUCCAGAAGUGCAAAAAGUCUUGGAAAUAUUACAGGAAGCUGAAUCUGAGCAUAUUGGAGACUUACAGAUAGUCUUAAGUGACCUCAGAAAACAUCAUGUGGAAGCUCUAGAUAAUGUUAAGUUUCUUUCAACUCUUGAACGCCAUUUGAAGAAUUUAACAUAUGGCACUGGGUUUAAUGUUGUCUUGGAUACAAUUCCUUCACUGAUGAAUGCCCUGAGAAUGGUAUGGAUUGUCUCACGGCAUUACAACAAGGAUGAACGGAUGGUACCCCUCAUGGAACGAAUUGCAUGGGAAAUUUCAACAAGAGUGUACAAGGCUGUGGAUUUACACACACUGUUUAAAGAAGAUAGAGCUGCUGCAAAACAGAAAAUAGCAGAAGCCAAAAGCACUCUUGAACAAUGGAAGAAAUGUUAUUUUGCUGUUCGUGCCCAAAUUGAAGCAUCAGGAAGAGAGCAACACUGGGAAUUUGACCGAAAACGUUUAUUUGAAAAAACAGAUUAUAUGACUUCAGUCUGUCAAGAUCUGUAUGAUAUUUUGCAGGUCAUUGAAGAGUUUUACAAUAUAUUUGGUCCUGAACUGAAAGCUGUCACAGGGGAUCCAAAACGUAUUGAUGAUCUACUGAAAGGAGUAAAUGGGCUAACUAGUCCUAUGGAAGAACUGACUUUUGACCCUUUUAGCAUCAAAAGUGCACAUGACUGGAAAUUAAUUAUGAAAGAAUUUAGAGAAGAAGUUUCAGUUAUUGAAGAAGAGACCAAAAACUUUAUUGAUGAGUCUUUUAAGACCCUUCGAUCAGCAGAAGCUGCAUUUGACAUGCUGUUAAACUUCAAACAUAUCCGCUCUCGUGAAACGGUUAAUAAGCAGAUGAUGAUGAAGUUCAAUGAUAUUUUGGACCAAUACUGUAAAGAGGUCGAAAAUGUUAAGCAAAUCUUUGUUCAGAACCUCAAGGAUCCACCUUUGUACAAGAAUCAUCCUCCAGUGGCUGGAGCAAUAUACUGGUCCCGAUCUCUUUUCUACCGGAUCAAACACACUAUUAUUCGAUUUCAAGAAGUAGAGGAGUUGCUUGCUAGUGAACGUGGAAAGGAAGUAAAACAAAUAUAUCUUCAAGUGGCCAAGAGGAUGAAGGAGUAUGAAGAUCAAAAAUACAGUCAGUGGAGAGAUGGGACAGAACAGAUACUCCCAUUGUUAUUGAAAAAUACUCUGCUGACUAGCUCUGUAACAGAGGAGCCUGUCACCACGAAGAAAAGUGUCCGCUUCAUCGUGAAUUUUUCUCCCAUACUCCAAGAGAUUAUAAUUGAAACAAAGUACAUGGAACAACUAGGGUUUCCAGUGCCGGAAAUAGCAAGAUACGUGGCAUUACAGGAAGACAAAUAUCUUAGGUAUACAAAUAGAUUGAAAAACAUGCUGGAUCACUAUCACAAAUUAAUGGGAACACUGAAUGAAGCAGAAACCAAACUUCUUGAUGACCAUAUUCAAGAACUGCGGAGAGUAUUCAAAUCAGGGCACAGAAGACUCAGUUGGAACUCCUUAGGUAUUGGUGACUUUAUUGUCCGAUGUACACAAGCCAUCAGGAAGUUUGAAUCACUUGUCCAUCAAAUUCAUAAGAGUUCUGAAGACAUAAGCAACAAACUUCAGUUCAUAGAAUCAACAAAUCUCUUUAAGUUUCUGCUUUCAAAAAAUGGUGAUGAACUUCCUGAAGCAAAAGAAUUUUUUGAGUAUGUUAAGUGUGAAAGAGCAAAAGAUGUCGCACACAUGCUUAGAAAGUAUUCUGCAAUUCCACAAUUGCUAAUAAAAGUGGAAGGACGAGUUGCCAAUACGAACAGUGGCAAAUCUCCAAAAUUAACUUCCUAUUACGCAUACUGGGAAAAUAGGAUUUAUCAGGUGUUGACACAGUUAAUUGUGAAGAAUUUGCAGGCUUUUAAUGCAGCUGUUCUUGCAAAUGCGCCACUGUUCCAAACAGAAGCUAUUUUAUCUGUUCCCGAGAUAAUCUUGCAACCUAAUGCCAGUGAGGUUGACAAAAUGACUGUACAAUGUAUACGAGACUGUGUUGAGGUCACUAAGCAUUUUGUGCGAUGGAUGCAUGGUACAUGUAUUGAAUGCCCUCCUCAGCAUGUCGAGGAAGAUGAAGUUAUCACUUUCAGCUUUUACAAUGACGUCUCCCAGAACCCUCUGAUAAUUGAACAGGCUGUUCUCAUCACUCAGAAUGUCCACAAACUCCUGGCUUCUCUCAGCAAGUAUUUGAACCAAUGGAAGAGGUACCACCUGCUGUGGAAAUUAGACAAAGGCAUAGUGAUGGAGAGGUUAGCUGCAGAAAAGCCUACUUGUAUCACCUUUGAUGAAGAGUUGCAGUUCUAUAUGAAGGUAGCUCAAGAAGUGACUCAACAGCCCUUGAUUAAAGAUGAGCAAUGUAUCAGGCUUCAGCUGGCUCCUUUAGCCUACGCAGUGCAGGAGCAUGCUAGAGGCUGGGUGAUUUCACUUGGAAAGUUGCUUAAUGAGUCUGCAAGAGAGGAACUCUUCAGUCUUCAGGAGGAGAUUCAGAGAUUAUCACAGAGUCUUAAGAGACCUCCUGAUUCCCUGGAAGAUCUCAAAAUUGUCCUUGGCACAAUUACAGAGAUCAAAGACAUGUCCUUCAAGGUGGAACUGAAAUAUUUGGACAUCUGGGAGAGAUACCGAACUCUUGCAAUGUACAAUGUUCCAGUAGCUAAAGAAGAGCAAGAGAUGGCCGACAAGAUUAGGGAGUGGGAGACUCUCUUCUUUGAAGCAUCAGAAGUUGAUCGCAACCUUGGAGGCAUAAAAAGAACAUUCACAAAGAUUACACAGCAACAAAUUGAGGACUACAGCAAAGAGAUAGAAGAUUUCUUCCAUAAAUUCAUGACUGAGGGGCCUGGUGCUGUUGGGGAAAAUCUUGAUAAAGGAUUAGAACUCAUGGCCAGUUUUGAAAAAGAAGUGGAAAAACUGGAAAAAAUUAAUCAGGAACUGGGCAGUGUUGAGAAACUUUUUGACUUGCCAGUUACAGUGUACCCUGACUUAAUGAAAGCACAGAAUGAUAUGAAAGGUCUAAAGCAGAUCUAUGAAAUUUAUGAAUCACAAAAAGCAGCUAAAAAGGAAUGGUCUCAGACGCUCUGGAUAAACCUCAAUGUCCAGUUUCUUCAGGAAGGAAUCGAAGGAUUUCUUAAAGCCCUUCGAAAGCUGCCCAAACAAGUACGCAGUAUGCCAGUAGCCUUUCACUUGGAAACAAAAAUGAAGGCAUUUCGAGACUCCAUUCCUUUGUUACUUGAUUUGAAAAAUGAAGCUUUAAGAGAAAGGCAUUGGCAAGACCUUAUGGAGAGAACAGGAACAAGUUUUGAAAUGACAACAGAAACAUUCACUUUGGAGAAUAUGUUCGCUAUGGAACUUCACAGACACUCAGAUGUUAUCAGUGAAAUAGUCGGAACUGCUGUUAAGGAACUUAGCAUUGAGAAGGGUGUGAAGGAAAUAGCAGAAACGUGGGAACACCUGAAAUUCACUGUACAAAUCUACGUCAAAGGCACUGAGAAGCGAGGCUUUAUUCUGGGAUCUGUAGAUGAAAUUUUAGAGAUUCUUGAUGACAACAAUGUCAAUCUUCAGAGUGUUUUGAGCAGUCGAUUUGUGGGUCCUUUCCUUUCAACCGUUCACCACUGGGAAAAAACUCUGUCAUUGAUUGGUGAAGUAAUUGAGAUCUGGAUGGUGGUUCAGAGAAAAUGGAUAUACCUUGAGAGCAUUUUUAUUGGUGGAGAUAUCAGAUCACAGCUUCCAGAGGAAGCCAAAAUAUUUGACAGCGUAGACAGGAUGUUUAAAAAGAUAAUGGAUGAAACUGUAAAAGAACCAACAAUAAAAAAAUCCUGUGAAGCCCCAAAUCGUUUAUCAGACCUCCAUCAUAUAAAUGAUGUGCUGGAGAAAUGUCAGAAAAGCUUGAAUGAUUAUUUGGAUUCCAAGCGAAAUGCUUUCCCAAGAUUUUUCUUUAUAUCUGAUGAGGAGUUGCUUAGUAUCCUUGGCAGCAGUAACCCCCUUUGUGUCCAGGAACACAUGAUAAAGAUGUAUGAUAACAUAGCCUCCCUGAGGUUUCAGGAUGGUGAUAGUGGUGAGAAAAUUGCAACAGCCAUGAUUUCAGCUGAGGGGGAGGUGAUGGAGUUCCGGCAGGCUAUAGCUGCGGAAGGCAGAGUGGAGAACUGGAUGACAGCAGUGCUAGCAGAAAUGAGACGAACGAACAGACUCCUUACUAAGGAAGCUAUUUUUCGAUACUGUGAAGACAGAAGCAGAGUUGAUUGGAUGCUACUCUACCAAGGCAUGAUGGUGCUGGCUGCUAAUCAGGUGUGGUGGACUUGGGAGGUAGAGGAUGUCUUUCGGAAAGUGAAGAAGGGACAAAAACAGGCAAUGAAACUUUAUGCUAAAAAAAUGCAUAAGCAAAUUGAUGACCUGGUUACCCGCAUUACAAUGCCUUUGAGCAAAAAUGACAGGAAAAAAUACAACACUGUUCUCAUUAUUGAUGUUCAUGCCAGAGACAUUGUUGAUACAUUCGUAAGAGACAGCAUUCUGCAGGCUCAGGAGUUUGAAUGGGAAAGCCAGCUGCGUUUUUACUGGGACCGAGAGCCAGAUGAACUGAAUGUGCAGCAGUGCACAGGCACGUUUUCAUAUGGUUAUGAGUAUAUGGGUUUGAACGGACGUCUUGUGAUCACCCCGCUUACAGAUCGUAUUUAUCUUACGCUCACACAGGCUUUAUCAAUGUUUUUGGGAGGAGCACCGGCAGGGCCAGCAGGUACAGGGAAAACGGAAACAACCAAGGAUCUGGCCAAAGCCCUGGGCUUGCUGUGUGUAGUGACAAACUGCGGAGAAGGCAUGGAUUUCAAAGCAGUUGGUAAAAUUUUCUCUGGUCUCGCCCAGUGUGGAGCAUGGGGAUGCUUUGAUGAAUUCAAUCGUAUUGAUGCUUCUGUGCUUUCAGUCAUUUCUUCUCAGAUUCAGACUAUUCGAAAUGCUUUAAUGAAUCAGUUGAAAACAUUUCAGUUUGAAGGACAGGAAAUUACCCUUGAUAGCCGUAUGGGCAUUUUUAUUACGAUGAAUCCUGGUUAUGCUGGCCGGACUGAACUCCCUGAGUCUGUAAAAGCUUUGUUCAGGCCUGUGGUUGUUAUUGUACCAGAUCUUCAGCAAAUCUGUGAAAUCAUGCUCUUUUCUGAAGGGUUCCUUAUGGCAAAGAUCCUUGCCAAAAAGAUGACAGUGCUAUACAAGCUGGCAAAGGAACAGCUUUCUAAACAACAUCAUUAUGAUUUUGGACUGCGGGCCCUUAAGUCAGUGUUGGUGAUGGCUGGAGAACUGAAAAGAGGAUCAGCAGACCUCAGUGAGGAAGUUGUACUGAUGAGAGCUCUACGAGAUAUGAAUCUUCCUAAAUUUGUGUUUGAAGAUGUACCUCUCUUCCUUGGCUUAAUCUCUGACCUGUUUCCUGGCCUGGAUUGCCCUCGAGUCCGCUACCCUAACUUUAAUGAUGCUGUAGAACAAGUGCUGGAAGAAGGGGGUUAUGUUGUUUUACCAGUCCAGGUGGAUAAAGUAGUUCAGAUGUAUGAGACAAUGUUAACUCGUCACACUACAAUGGUAGUUGGACCUACUGGAGGUGGCAAGUCAGUUGUCAUUAAUGCUUUGUGCCAGGCCCAAAACAAGCUGGGAUUAUUGACAAAGCUUUACACACUGAACCCUAAAGCUAUGAGUGUGAUUGAGCUUUAUGGGAUCCUUGACCCUACCACACGAGACUGGACAGACGGAGUCCUGUCAAACAUUUUUCGGGAUAUCAACAGGCCUACUGACAAGAAAGAGCGAAGGUACAUUCUGUUUGAUGGAGAUGUGGAUGCUCUCUGGGUUGAAAACAUGAAUUCUGUCAUGGAUGACAACAAGUUACUCACCCUGGCAAAUGGGGAGCGGAUUAGGCUUCAGUCACACUGUGCUUUGUUGUUUGAGGUUGGUGACUUACAGUAUGCAUCUCCUGCCACGGUAUCCCGCUGUGGAAUGGUCUUUGUAGAUCCAAAAAAUCUGAAGUAUAAGCCCUACUGGCAGAAGUGGAUCCAAGAAAGAGAAAAUGAGCAAGAGAGAAUUGAAUUGAAUCGUCUCUUUCAAAAAUAUGUGCCCUACCUUAUUGAUAUGAUUGUAGAGGGAAUUGUGGAUGGCAGACAUGGAGAAAGGCUGAAGACCAUUGUUCCUCAAACAGAUUUAAAUAUGGUGGUGCAGUUGACUGUGAUGCUGGAAGCUCUAGUUGUGGUACAGCCUGAUGAUCCUGAUGUUCUGGAGUGUUUUUUCUUGGAAGCUUUGUAUUCUUCCUUAGGUGCUGCUCUUCUUGAUGCUGGGAGAAUUAAAUUUGAUGAAAAUGUUAAACGUAUUUCCUGCAUGUCUACUGUUCAUGAUGACAACAUCCUGGCUAAGCCAGGGGAGCUACCAGGUCAGCUGCCAACUUUGUAUGACUUUCAUUUUGAUGGAUUUCAAAAAAAGUGGGUACCUUGGAUGAAACUUGUUCCUGAAUAUAUUCAUAAGCCUCAAGUGAAAUUUCUUGACAUUCUAGUGCCUACAGUGGAUACAACACGCACUACUUGGUUACUAGAACAGAUGGUGAAAAUAAAACGCCCAGUUGUUCUUGUAGGUGAAUCGGGUACCUCUAAAACAGCAACUACACAAAACUUCCUAAACAAUCUGAACAAAGACCUUAAUCUGCUGCUAGUAAUUAACUUCUCUUCUCGUACAACAUCAAUGGACAUUCAGAGAAACCUAGAGACAAAUGUAGAGAAACGAACUAAAGACACUUACGGCCCUCCUAUGGGAAAACGUCUCAUUGUUUUCAUGGAUGAUAUGAACAUGCCAAGGGUUGAUGAGUAUGGCACACAGCAACCCAUUGCCCUGUUGAAGCUGCUGCUAGAAAAAGGUUUCUUGUAUGACCGUGGUAAGGAGAUGAACUGUAAACUUCUUCGAGACCUGGGUUUUAUUGCUGCCAUGGGGAAAGCUGGAGGAGGUCGGAAUGAAGUUGACCCUCGAUUCAUCUCACUCUUCAGUGUUUUUAACGUACCUUUUCCUUCUGAGCAAUCACUGAAUUUGAUCUAUGCCUCCAUCCUGAAAGGCCACACUGCGGUGUUUAAUGAGUCUAUAUCAACCAUCUCUGACAAGAUUACUGUGUGUACUUUGGAGCUUUACAAAAUGAUUAUUUGUGACCUACCCCCUACUCCUUCUAAAUUCCAUUACAUCUUUAACCUGCGGGAUCUUUCCAGGGUCUAUAAUGGACUUAUUCUUACAACUCCAGAGAGGUUUCAAACAGUGACCCAGAUGGUGAGAGUUUGGAGAAAUGAGUGCCUGAGGGUUUUCCAUGACAGGCUGAUUAAUGAAGCAGACAAAGCAUUGGUACAAGGUCAUAUAAAAAACCUGAUUGAAAAGCAUUUCAGAGAUGACUUGGAGCAGGCCAUGAGGGAUCCUAUUCUUUUUGGAGAUUUCAGAAUGGCACUGAGUGAAGGAGAACCUCGUAUUUAUGAAGAUAUCCAAGACUAUGAUGCAGCAAAAGCUCUCUUUCAGGAGAUUUUGGAGGAAUAUAACGAAGUUAAUAUUAAAAUGAAUCUGGUUCUUUUUGAUGAUGCUUUGGAGCACUUAAUCCAUGUACAUCGCAUCAUACGGAUGGAUCAUGGGCACGCCCUGCUCAUAGGAGUGGGAGGCUCAGGAAAGCAGUCUCUAACGAGACUGGCUGCCUAUACAGCUGGAUGUGAGGUAUUUGAGAUCAUCUUGAGUCGAGGAUAUGGAGAAAAUAAUUUCCGAGAAGAUUUGAAAAAUUUGUACCAGAAGCUGGGUAUUGAGAACAAGUCAAUGGCCUUCUUGUUUACAGAUGCCCAUGUAGCAGAAGAGAGUUUCCUGGAACUCAUCAACAACAUGUUAACUUCAGGAAUGGUGCCAGCCCUUUUUCCAGAUGAUGAAAAAGACACAAUACUAAGUCAGAUUGGAGAUGAAGCUGCUAAAGCUGGUGUGAACCCAGCUAAAGAGAGUGUCUGGCAAUAUUUUGUAAACAAAUGUGCAAGCAACCUUCACAUUGUCCUGGGAAUGUCCCCAGUGGGGGACAGUCUGAGAACGUGGUGCAGAAACUUCCCAGGUCUUGUCAACAACACUGGUAUUGACUGGUUCUUGCCCUGGCCCACCCAGGCCUUGUAUGCAGUUGCACAAUCCUUUGUCGGAAAUAGCACACGCAUCCCAUCAGAGAGCUCCAAGUCAGUGAUUGAGCACAUGGUCAUGGUGCAUGAAUCUGUAGGGGAUUUCAGCAAGAGGUUUCUGCAGAAACUGAGACGUAGAAACCAUGUCACACCAAAGAAUUACCUUGAUUUUAUCCAUACUUACUCAAAAUUGCUGGAGGAGAAAAAUGAGUUCAUUUUAGCGCAAUGUAAACGGUUGGAUGGGGGCUUAGUUAAACUGAAGGAAGCUAGUAUACAGCUGGUUGAGCUGAACAAGAAACUUGCCGAGCAAAAGAUUGUGCUAGCAGAAAAAUCAGCUGCUUGUGAGGCUUUGUUACAAGAGAUUUCAGCAAACACAGAAGUAGCUGAGGAGAAGAAAAAACUGGCUGAAGAAAAAGCUGUGGAGAUAGAGGAACAGAAUAAGAUUAUUGCUAUGGAGAAGGCGGCUGCUGAGACAGCUUUGGCUGAAGUCAUGCCUAUUUUAGAAGCUGCCAAACUGGAGCUUCAGAAGCUUGACAAGUCUGAUGUUACUGAGAUCAGAUCCUUUGCAAAACCCCCUAAGCAGGUGCAGGCUGUUUUGGAAUGUGUUCUUAUAAUGAGAGGUUACAAAGAAUUAAACUGGAAGACAGCCAAAGGAAUGAUGUCUGAGGCAAAUUUCCUGCGAUCCCUGAUGGAGAUAGAUUUUGAUGGAAUUACUCAGAACCAAGUGAAAUCUGUCCGAGCUCUGUUAAAGAAUCUCAAUACUACCUUCAGUGAAAUGGAACUUGUUAGCAGAGCAGGAUUGGGAAUGUUAAAGUUUGUUGAAGCAGUGAUGAGCUACUGUGAUGUAGUUAAAGAAGUCAAGCCAAAGAGAGAAAAGGUGGCUAGGCUAGAACGGAACUAUUACUUAAGUAAGCGGGAACUGGAAAAGAUAAAGGCAGAGUUGGCUACCAUUCAGGAUGAGCUUAAAGCUUUGGGGAACAAAUAUCAAGAGGCAAUAAAAGAAAAGCAACAGUUACAAGAAGAAGCAGAGAUUAUGCAGAGAAGAUUAGAUGCUGCUGACAAGCUCAUUUUUGGCUUGAGAUCUGAGAACAAGAGGUGGACAAAGGAAUUAGAGGACUAUGAAAUACGAAAGGUGAAGUUGCUUGGAGACUGUCUACUCUGUGCUGCCUUUCUGAGCUAUGAAGGAGCCUUCAACUGGGAGUUUCGUAAUGAAAUGAUCUAUCAAGUGUGGCAAGAAGAUAUCCUCUCACGAGAGAUUCCUCUCAGUCAACCAUUUAGGUUAGAAAGCCUCCUGACUAAUGAGGUGGAGGUUAGCAGGUGGGUUUCCCAAGGAUUGCCUCCAGAUGAGCUCUCUGUCCAGAAUGGCAUCCUGACAACAUAUGCAAGCCGCUUCCCACUCUGUAUUGACCCACAACAACAGGCAUUACAUUGGAUUAAGAAGAAAGAAGAAAAAAAUAACCUGAGGAUGGCUUCCUUCAAUGACCCAGAUUUCCUUAAACAACUAGAACUGGCCAUAAAGUAUGGAAACCCUUUCUUGUUGCAUGGUGUUGAUGAAUACAUUGAUCCUGUGAUAGACAAUGUCUUAGAGAAGAAUAUCAAAGCUGCACAGGGGCGAACAUUCAUUGUCCUGGGUGACAAAGAGGUUGACUAUGACAGUAAUUUUAGAUUGUACCUGAACACCAAAUUAUCGAACCCAAAGUAUUCUCCCUCUGUGUUUGGCAAAGCUAUGGUUAUCAAUUAUACAGUUACACUAAAGGGCCUAGAGGAUCAGUUGCUCAGCGUCAUUAUGGGUUUUGAAAGAAAGGAAUUGGAAGAACAGAGAGAACAUCUCAUCCAGGAGACAAGUGACAACAAAAACUUGCUGAAAGAUCUGGAAGACUCUCUCCUUCGGGAACUGACAUCUUCCACAGGAAACAUGUUGGACAACUUGGACUUGGUGCAAACCCUGGAUGAGACAAAAUCCAAAGCUACUGAGGUGAUUGAAAAACUGAAUCUGGCUGAGACAACAGCGGUGGAUAUUGAUCGUCUUCGAGAUGGCUACAGACCAGCUGCCAGGAGGGGGGCCAUUUUAUUCUCCGUUUUGUCUGAAAUGGCACUUGUCAACAUCAUGUAUCAGUACUCACUGGUCUCCUUCUUAGAGGUUUUUGGACUCUCUCUUCGGAAAUCCAUGCCCAGUCCUAUUCUUCUUAAGAGAUUAAAAAACAUCAUGGAUACCCUGACUUUCAACACCUAUAACUAUGGCUGCACAGGCUUGUUUGAGAAGCACAAGUUACUAUUCUCCUUUAAUAUGACUGUCAGGAUAGAACAAGCGGAUGGCAGAGUUCCACAAGAAGAACUUGAGUUCUUUUUGAAAGGCAAUAUUUCCCUGGAGAAGAGUGCACGAAAGAAACCGUAUGCUUGGCUUCCAGAUCAAGGCUGGGAAGACCUAAUUCGCUUGUCUGAACUAUUUCCUGAGAAAUUUGAAUCUCUUCCAGAUGAUGUGGAAAAAAAUCCAGAUGUAUGGAAAAAUUGGUAUGAUACAGAUGCUCUGGAGCAGAUGCCAUUCCCCAUGCAGUACCAGAACAAUCUCACGAACUUUCAGAAGCUCCUACUUUUACGGUGUUUCCGGGUGGACCGGCUAUAUCGGGCAGUAACAGACUAUGUUACUCUGACAAUGAAUGAGAAGUAUGUGCAGCCCCCUGUGAUCAGCUUUGAAGCUAUCUUUGAGCAGAGCAGUCCUUACUCACCAGUUGUUUUUAUCUUAAGUCCUGGCUCUGAUCCUGUCAGUGACCUCAUGAAACUGGCCGAGAGGACAGGCUUUGGAGGGGAUAGACUCAAAUUCCUAGCCAUGGGACAAGGCCAAGAAAAGAUUGCUUUGCAGAUGCUGGAGAAUGUAGUGGUUCGUGGAGAGUGGCUAAUGUUGCAGAACUGUCACCUUUUGGUGAGGUGGCUUACCAAUCUGGAAAAGGCCCUGGAGAAAAUUACAAAGCCUCACCCAGACUUUCGCCUCUGGCUGACUACUGACCCGACCAAGGGCUUCCCAGUUGGAAUACUGCAGAAGUCGUUAAAGGUUGUGACAGAACCACCUAAUGGUCUGAAACUGAAUAUGAGAGCCACCUACUUCAAAAUUCCCCAGGAAGCCUUAGAGCAGUGCCCACAUCCUGCCUUUAAAUCCUUAGUCUACGUCUUGGCAUUUUUCCAUGCUGUGGUUCAGGAGAGAAGGAAGUUUGGGAAGGUUGGCUGGAACGUACCGUAUGAUUUUAAUGAAUCUGAUUUCCAGGUCUGCAUGGAAAUUCUUAACACAUACUUGGCAAAAGCUUUCCAACAAAAUGAUGAUAAAAUCCCCUGGAGCAGUCUCAAAUAUCUUAUUGGUGAGGUCAUGUAUGGUGGGCGCGCAAUUGAUAGCUUUGAUCGUCGCAUUCUGACUGUCUAUAUGGAUGAGUACCUUGGUGAUUUCAUAUUUGACACAUUCCAAACGUUUCAUUUUUAUAAAAACGACAAGGUUGACUACAAAAUUCCACAAGGGACUGUAAAAGAUGACUUUGUUGAGGCGAUAGAAUCUCUGCCACUUGCUAAUACUCCAGAGGUGUUUGGUCUUCACGCAAAUGCUGAGAUCGGGUAUUAUACACAGGCAGUUCGCGAUAUAUGGUCUCAUCUUCUUGAGCUGCAGCCUCAAACAGGUGAAACUGGUACGGGAAUUAGUCGAGACGAAUACAUUGCAAAUGUUGCUAAGGAUAUAGAAAACAAAAUACCGGAAGUAUUCGAUCUUGACCAGAUACGGAAAGGUUUUGGACCAGACAUAUCCCCUACGACUGUGGUGCUGUUGCAGGAACUGGAACGGUUUAAUAAGCUGAUCAUUCGAAUGGCAAAGUCAUUGGCUGAACUGCAACGCGCCUUGGCUGGGGAAGUCGGAAUGAGCGCUGAACUGGAUGAUGUGGCUCGGGCUCUCUUUAACGGACAGAUUCCUGGAAUCUGGCGGCAGCUAGCCCCCGACACACUCAAAACACUUGGAAAUUGGAUUAUUUUCUUUAGAGCUCGGUACAACCAGUACACCAGCUGGGUUAACGAGCGCGAGCCAAAGGCGAUGUGGCUCUCAGGCCUGCACGUUCCAGAAGCUUACCUGAUGGCUCUUGUUCAAGCCACCUGCAGGAAAAACAAGUGGCCCCUGGAUCACUCCACCCUCUACACAGAGGUAACCAAGUACAGGACUGCAGAAGACAUCACUGAAGGGUCUACUCAAGGCUGCUUUGUUUCCGGUCUGUUUCUGGAAGGAGCGGACUGGGACGCAGAGCACAGCUGCCUCACCAGAAGCAAGCCCCGAGUCCUGGUGGUGGAGUUACCCAUUCUGAAGAUAAUCCCCACGGAAGCGCACAGGCUCAAGCUCCAGAAUACCCUCCGGACACCCGUGUACACAACCUCCCUGAGAAGGAACGCGAUGGGCGUUGGCCUGGUUUUUGAAGCUGAUCUUUACACUACAAAGCACAUUUCCCAUUGGGUCCUUCAAGGCGUUUGUCUCACCUUGAACGCAGACUGACAGUUUGAAGGUGGCACUAGAUUUUCCCCACAGAAUCCAACCUUUUAGGGGGGCAGAAAAAGAAAUAAUCAAACUAGGCAGAGAUUCAGCGCCGUGGGUGGGGCAGCGUUCACUUAGGCACACCUGACUUUAAAUAGUAGGAUACAACCAAGCUAGUACUACCAAUAAACACAUUUGAAGAGGAAAGUGUUUUUCGUAACUUGUAUUUCCUUUUAGAAAGGCUCCAAGCUGGUCUAUGUAUAUGAAAGAGGUAAUCAGUCAGUCAGUCAGUCUCGCACACACAAAGACUAAGGUUUGCCUGUAUGGUUGUAAGAAAUGUUUUUAAUUGCCCAAAGCAUCACUUCUGCUGUGCUUAGAAGCGGUGCCUUCCAUCAUCCUUCAACAAGCGGCAGGGUAGAUCAGUCAUACAAUAGAUCGCCAUAAAAAUAGGGCAACAACCGCCAAAAAACCAAAACCGCUGCCGGUUAAUGCAAUACACUUAAAAAUAGUAAACCACAGAAUAACAAACUUUCUUUAACCGACCGUUUUCCAGGAACACAGCUUUUCCCUGUCCCUCCCCACCAUUCGUGAAACAAAUCCCUACCGCACAACCAGCAAGGCGUGACACCGAGGAGUGCUUCUUGGGCUUCAGAACAGCAAGUGACCGAGUCGUGAGGGUGCACAGGGGUAGGGCACAGGAGGCCUCGGGCUAGCGGAUGGUCAAACCCUCUCUGACUGGGAACAACCCUGCUGUAAGUUGUCAUGCUGCGCAGGAAAUUCAGCAGUACCACAGUUAGGAAGAACAGCUUUUGUCAUCCUGCCAGUGCCUUUGUUGGGGAAGCUGACAGAGCGCGAUCCAAGGCUCCAGAGGGAGACACACACCACCACACAGCUGCAGAGAAAGCUGAAGAGGGGCAGACUACAGCUGGCAAGGGGACGGAAAGAGGGCAGGCAGGGAUCCUUCAUCAGCUUUCACAGAGAUUACGCGUUCCAAGUUUUUGAAGGCACAUCAUAAGCUUAGCAGCAUUUGGGAGCCAUUGUUUCUUGCUGGGCCUACUCAGAGGCUGCAGACAAGAGUGAAGCAGAGGUGAGCUGGAGGUGCCGAUCAGAAUUUAAGAAAAACGGUCAAAUUUGUGCUCCUUUCCCAAAAUUACACACUCUCACAGCUCGCAGUAUGCCUUUCUUUCCUAGGAAAAAAAUAAUUAAAAAAUAAUCCGGUAGUCUAACAGCUGUUGGGUCUACCUGUUGCUUACUAGAAAGGAGCAGGGGAAUCAGGGCAAGUGCAAGGCAAGUCCAUCCCAAUCCACAAGGAUAAAAAUCAAGGAUGCCAGGUCCUCCUCCUGUAUGAAUUGGUUACAUCACUUAAAUUUAACACUAAAUACACACAUUUUAGAGGGACAGCUCGGGUUUCUAAGCUAGC